Messenger RNA from Epinephelus fuscoguttatus (brown-marbled grouper), 3898 nucleotides. It is a transcript of the gene exd1, whose product is annotated as exonuclease 3'-5' domain containing 1. NCBI's taxonomy places the organism in Eukaryota, Metazoa, Chordata, Actinopteri, Perciformes, Serranidae. The record is from RefSeq and is a predicted model, not a curated record. Gene Ontology annotation, biological process: nucleobase-containing compound metabolic process. Gene Ontology annotation, molecular function: nucleic acid binding; 3'-5' exonuclease activity. The transcript has 11 exons. Bases 1572 to 3254 code for a protein of 560 amino acids.
UUUACCUGGCACCACUUGCCAAGGUAGACUAGACAAAGACAAAGACCCAAACAAACAAAAGCAAACAACGAAAAUAUUCCCAAGCCAAGAACAGCUAAUGGACCACUGAUGCUCUGCAAAGAAACUAAACUAAAAUAUUAAAUAAAAUAUUAAAAUGCAAACAGAUUCAAUGUUAAAAAAUUACAUGGCUUAACUUACCUGGUACUUUGAUCUACUUCCCCACUGACUACCAGCCGCCUUCACCCAGCAGAAGCAGACCUGAAACACAUGAAGGCAAUAAAUGUCACACACAAUCAAACUCAACAGCAUAAAACAUUACACACAGAAAACAGCCUCAGGCCAACCAGUCUCCUCUACAAUUCACUGCCCCAGUUUUCGCCAGAAUGAGGUGUGCACCUGUCUGAACAAACAUCACAGCCUCGUGUUCUUCCUGCAGGUAGCCCUAUAUCUAAAAAAACAACAACCCAAAAACCCAUUACUGAUUGGUGCACCUCCUUUUUCCCUUAGUACUACUGUAAGAGAGGUGGUGGGGCCCUUUGCAUAUCUGUGCCUAGAGAUAACACAUAUGUCUGUUGAACUGGCAUGUCUUAACACAACCUUAUUGAAAACAUUUUGUAACGCAGAAAUUCAACUCAUAUGUCUUUUUUUUAAAAAACAUAAUGAUAGCAGCAGAUUACCAUCAAAUCUCAUUUUGAUCCUGUCAUGCCGCAUAUGUUGCUACCUGCCAAAGUCUCUUUUUUGUUCCAUCGGGGGCUUUGAAGUCAGCUCAGUGAAAAACUGUGAUUCCCACACACACUUCUUUACCUUUGUAAUGAUAUCUUUAAAACAGGUUAACUUUUCCUUCUCAAGGACCUUUCUCAAGACAUAAAAAUCGCAAAGAUACACAGUGCUUAAAUACAGCUCAUAAUGUCAUAAUGCUUCACAGCAGUGUCGGAGGGCCUUCAGUCAGACACACAGACAUAAUAUGUGCAUAAUACCACUGAAAACAUCACAAACCAAGGAUAUUUAAGCAUUCAAAUUACCAAUAGUAAACAAAAAGAUAAGAAUUAUAUUCAAAGAAAACAGUCUUCAAAUAUAAUAAUCAAACAGAACAAUAUUUAAGUUAAGUUAACAAUGAAAACAUGUAUUUGAACAUAUCUUCAAAAUCGGGCAUUUUUUUUUAUUGUUUACUUGGUAACAUUACACAAAACAAAUAUGCCGAUGUACAGUUUGUAUAGCAGGAAGUAUACUAAUAGAUAUUACAGACAUUGCCUUUUAGACUAAUGUUAAGGUUACCACCCUUUACAUCUGUGUUUUGUUUUGUUUUUUUUAGUUUUAGCUCAGGAAAUGGAAAUUAGCAUUGAAAUUAACGUGGUGCUUAUGAACGCAACAUUGACCUUACAAGUAACGGUUGUAAGUCGUUUUUAAAAAACACAGUAGAAGAAGAACGCAUCACUUUGAUAUGCAGCUCGUGACUGUACCGUUAGCGCCCCUAGCUAGUUGUGGCUAAUGGACAAGUCUGGUGUUUCUAAACUAGCAGCUUUACUGUCUUUUAUCCCCUAAAACAACUUAAAAAAUUAGAUGACUUCAAAAUGGAUUUGGACGACGUUCAGUUCCUGAAUAUCCUCAAGGGAAAACGCAUCAAACUGACGCUCAAGACUUCAUCUUACCUCGGCGUCGUUCAGCGAAUCAGCCCCAACAAGACGUUGGUUUUGGCGGACGUUGUUAGUGGCAGUAAUGGCUGUAAAAUCCCUGGCUCUAAAAUGUUCUUCGGUCAUGACAUUCUGAAUGUGGAAUUUACCAAUGAAGCAGAAACUGACAGUGGUGUUCAUGACGAGGAGCACUUGAAUGUGGAAAAGUUUCAGCCAUACAGGAAGGCCAUCACACUGGAUGAAGAUGAAGAGGAGUAUAUCAACUUUGUAGUGAUUGAUGAGUUUCAUGAGAAGUUUGGAUCUGCUGUGAUGCACAUCAAGAAGCAGCGUGUGAUAGGUGUGGGAGCUGAUGGCAUCGAGGUAUACAAGCAUGGGAGACUGUGUUGGCUGCAGAUUGCCACUAAAAACAAGGUGUACCUGUUUGAUGUGCUGUUACUUGGAGCUCGGGCCUUUAAGAACGGUCUUUCCAUGAUCCUGGAAAGCAAGCACAUACUGAAGGUCAUUCAUGACUGCAGAGCCAUUGCUGGAUGUCUGACUGCUCAGUUUGGAGUAAAGCUAACCAACGUCUUUGAUACACAGGUGGCAGAUGUCAUGUGCUUCUACUCUGAGACAGGAGGUCUCCUUCCCGACAGAGUCAGCACUCUGCAGGAGGUGGUGAGUCUGCAUCUGAAGGUGCCCUCCUCCCAGCUCUUAACUCUUCAGAUGAAGUCACAGCUCACCAAGGAAGAAAGGCAGAUCUGGCAAAAGCGCCCCUGCCCUGUACCACUGCUUAAGGUGAUGGCUCUGUCAGUGAUCCACCUUGAGCCUCUCAGACUGGUCCUGCUGGAUACGCUCAUGACAGACUACGUGGCUCUGGUGGAUUCAUACCUAAACAGCAGCCACUACGAACCUGGUGAAUUAGAGCAUGUCAGCAUGGAGAGUGUGUUGGAGUUGCCUAAAGAACUCAGGGGGCUGGAGCAAAUGCGUCAUGAGCGGCAGGAGUGGGCCGCUGACCACUAUCCUGUCACAGAGAGUGGUCUGCUGGAUCGUUUCAACCCCCGAAAUCAGCCCCCAUCUCAGACCUCACCUGCAGCAGAGGAACAGAGCCAGACACAGCAGGAAUCUUUUGAACCUGACACUGAGGAAUCACCUUCCUCAACACAAGUGGACCCUCUCCUUCACAAGCCACCCAUGAGCCCCCCAAGAGUCACCAGUGUUUCGUCUGUGGAUGCCCAUGCCUCCCCUGACCCAGCAGCUCAGGUUUCAGUCCAGUCAGUCACCAGUCCACUGUCUGUAGGUGUAAGCAGAGGGUGUACACAGGUACUAAUGGACACAAUGGGUAGAGGAAGGCCCUCUGGGAAAGAGCAGUCAUCCAUCCCGGCCUCACCUGCUGGAAGAGGCUUCCUUCUUCAGAUGUUACACAAUCAGCUCUCCAAAGAGAUCACGGCGGAAAUGAAAACUCCUGGUUGGACGGGGAUGUCUCCUUCAUUCCCAAACCAUACACUUACCCAAGAAGUGAUGCCACAGCCUGCUGGCCCAAGUGAUAAUGACCUGCCACUGACACCUGACACUUUUGGCAAGACAGGGGACCAUGAGUUCCCUUCAUCUUCACUCAUGCAGUCAUUCAGGUCUUUCAGAUAUUAAAGUAAGUGUUGUAAAGCUGUAUACGGACAUGUGUUACAGAUGUUUGCAGUUCCAUUGUUUGUGAUUUCCUACAGUGACCAGUAGAUGGCAGUAAAUAUUCUGUUUUGUGCAGAGGUUUGUUAGAUACCAAGUGACUGUAAAAGUCUUUAAAGGAAAAUGAUUUAGUUGUCUGGAUGCUGCAUGCCAGUUUACUCAAAUAUUUUUGCAUUGUAUGCCCGUUCUUUUAUUUGUGUUGUAUUUCAUAAGGGGGUUUGCCUCUCUAUCUUAAUUCUGUUUUGAUUGAGUGAUAAUUAAUUGUACUCUUAACUGAUAUGUACACAGAUUGUAUGAUUCAAAAAUUCAAGCCAUUUGUAAUUGUUGUUAUUUAAGUCAUGCAGAAAAUGAUAAGAAAUAAUAGCCGUGGCUGUUGCAACAAACUCGAACCAAAAACAGCUCCACAUGCCUGUUAAACCUUAAUGUGCUAAGCUUAGUGUGAUUUAUGGCCCGUACAGCUUGGCUUCUGUGCUGCAGUUAAUUGAUUGUGAAAAGCAGAGACAGGCAUUGAUGGAUCUGCUCUUAAUUGAGCAAAAACAUUGCUAGCUGACAGUUCUUUUGAUGACAGAUGACCAAAGAAAACCAUUAGACUUGGCACAGGCUGAACAGUG